This is a messenger RNA of Eubalaena glacialis (North Atlantic right whale), 2052 nucleotides long. RefSeq names its product basic proline-rich protein-like. Bases 1 to 2052 code for a protein of 683 amino acids. The transcript has 3 exons. Lineage: Eukaryota; Metazoa; Chordata; Mammalia; Artiodactyla; Balaenidae. The record is from RefSeq and is a predicted model, not a curated record.
AUGUGGAUGCUGAACCCACACGAAGAGCAUCAUCAGGAAGUGUCAAACCCAGAAGACCAACCCCCCGGAAAGGCUGAAGGCAGAGGGCGUGUUCCUCUUUGUCACCCACCGGGGUCCUCGCACCGGCGUGGGCGAGCGGAGGGCACCCCGGCAGCGCGGUGGCACCCGCGCCAACGGCCACCUCCCCGGCCCGCGGUCGGUCGCAGGGGCCGAGAUUGCAGCCGGAGGUCCGGAAGCCGCGUCCGGCGCUGUCAGCGCGCCGGGUGGGAUGGGAGGAAGAGGGGGAAGGGCGCCGCGGGGCGGGGGAGACGAGAGGGGACGCGCGCGGAGCCCGCAGCCCGAGUCCCCGGAGGUGAGAGGAGGGUGCAAGGGGCGGCGCGGAGCCCGGAGGCCCCCGAGCUCCGGCUAUUGUUGCCGGGCUGCCCCGGGCCCGGAGGGCGACUCUCCCGCCUCAGUAGGGGAAGCCCGGUCCCACCCGCUGCCCCCUCCUCCGGGCAGGACCCGCGGGCCACGCAGCUACCUCCACCCGCGCCCCGGUCGGUCGGCUCCGGGCGCCCGACUCGCACAAGUUGCCGCCAGUCCGCCGGAAUCAUUGUUCGCCGCGCGCCUCCUACCUCCACGGCGCAGGCGGCUUCGGCUCCCACUCCCGGCCUCCGGGCUCCGCAGCUCCGAGUUCCCGGCGGCCGAGGGCGCGGCGGCUCCGGCUGCGCGUGCGGCGGGGACGCUCGGCUAUUAAUACCCGCGGGCGGCGGGGGCGGCGGCGGCGGCGCGGACGCGCGAGCGGGGCUGGCGGUGGCCGGCCGAGGUCCGAGCCAUCAAAGGUGGCGCGGGGAGGAGGGGAGGGCGGAGCAGGCGGGGUGGGUGGGGAGCGGGCUCAGGGUCGCCAUGGCCGCCUCGACGCCGGGCCGAGCGCCACUCGCGCGGGGAGGAGCGGCGCAAAGCGGGCGGCGGCCGCGUCCCCGCCCCGCGCGCCAGCCGAGCGCCCGCAGCCCUGCGCCCGCGCCGGCCCCGCCGCCUCCAGACCGGCAAGCGGGAAGUGAAGGAAGGCGAGCCCCUCCCCGGGCCGGCCCCUCAGCCGGGGGGAGCCCGGGCGCCGCGCAGCCCGAGCCGCGGGGACAGCGGGAGAGCCACAGCCCCCUCCAGCGUCCGCGCCCGCGACCUGCGUGCCGGCGCGCCCCACCCCGCUCCGCCCCGCCCCGGGGGCAGGUGCGCCGAGGGGCCGCCCGCCCGAGCGCCCCUCCCAGGCCGGGCGAGCCCACCUCCGAUCCGCGCCUUACUUGGUCCUACGGCCGGAGCCGGUCUCUCCGCUCGGCGCCGCGGGGCCGAGCGCCGGAAGCUCCGCGGAGUGCGCUGCGCCACCAGGGACGCGCCAGUCCAGCCUCUGUGGUUGAAAGCGAGCUAAGGCAGCGGGAGACGGGCGCACGGGCAACACCAGGAGCAGCUGGAGGAGGAUCGGUGGCGCGGACCCUGCAGGUCGCUGUUGAGGUUGUGCAAGGGGGAGCCCCGCCCGGGUGCCCACCUAGGACUUUACGUUGUCGCGCGGACAGCGGCGCUUCGCAGGGACCCGCGAGCACCACCCCUUCCCCGGGGCCACAGGAGCGGGCUUCCGGCACCACCCUGGGCUACGAGGGACUUAAUCCCAGAGGGGCAGUUGUCACCUCCCCUCCCCCCGCCGCGGCCCCGCGUCCUCCACCCCCCGCGAAUCCCCCGACAAUCCCCACCCCUACUCUCCCCCUCCGAGGACAGGAGCAGUGCCCCGCGGGGGGAAGGAGUGAAAUAGCUGGGAGCUGCCGCUUUACCACCUCCAUCCCCCUUUCCUCAGCCCCUGCCCUUGCCCUUUCUCCUCCUCGCUGUGGAUGGGCCCGCUGCACGUGGAGGGAAAAGGACGCGCGGCAGAAGGUUAGAAACGAAAGCGACCCUCUGCUAGAUGCCGAGGCUAGUGGGCACCCGCCCCUGACGGCCGCUGACCCCAGAACCCUGGUCGUUUUGCGCCUUAGAGAAGUUUUCAACCUCCAGCCUGGAGGCAGGUUUCUUGGGAGAGGCCACGACUGA